GUGUGGUGUUUGCACAUUCAGAACUAACCUGAUCCAGUAUUGCUGUCAGCUGUUCUAGCUUUAACUUUGCUUCUUGGCAGUUUUGCCGCCCCAACUACAACUUUAAAUCACUCAUUCUCAAGGAAUUAAACAAGAGGAAACUGGCUUUGUUAUUGUUAUCUACGUCAAAAGAAAUCACAUACAAAGUAUCUCCAAGGAGAUAACUAAUUUUGCAAAAAUACUUAAAUGUAGAAAACCAAAACUUAAAAGAUUUUUGCAUGCUAUUAUUAAAAGAUUCAUGCUAUAUUAUAACAUACAUCCAAAUAGGUAUCCAUAUUUGUUUUUAUGAGCUAUCAGAACAAGGAAAUCAUACAUGCUGUAUAUGGAAGGACACAAAAGAAAAAAUAAAUCCAUGCUUUCAAAAGUAUGCAAUAAACCUGUUGAACAAUUAUUAGGUAACAAUAUACUUAAACCUAAUCUCAAAAUAAUUUCAAAUGAAAUUAGAAAUAACCAUUUAAACAACAAAAUAAUUGAAGACCAUACAGAUUUUCAUGAUGAUUUUGUGCUAUCACAAGACAUAUCUGAAAGUGGUGUUUCAUCAUCACAAAAAUUAAAAUCAACCAAAUUGCAGUCUAUUCAUUUGAACAAUAGUGAACAUAAACCACCAAAAACAGAAACACCACAAAAAAUCAUAGAGGAAGAGGAAAAUGGUGCUUUGACAGAGCAAGGAACAUCCCCAGUUUUAGGUUCAACUUUCUCAAAAUAUGAAAAUUGUAAGGGUUUUCUUGCUUCAACACCAGCCAAUCUUAACAGUGUAUCAAAUCCUGAAAAUAGAAAAAGUGACUUUGUACUAAAUAUUCUGGAUAGAUUAUGUUCUCCAAUUCUUGGCAAACGAUCAGUAGAAACAUCAGAUAAAUCACGGAUCAAGUCUAAUCAUAGAAAAAGCUUAAACCUCAAACCAUCAAAAAGACUAUUUAGUGAUACAUUUGAUUCAAAUUUCCCUCAACCUAAAAGAAGUAAAGAAUUUAAUACCUUCAACAAAACUGAGAAUGAUUCAAAUGCAAGUGAUGAUGAUCCAUUUAAAGUACAUGACAUUUCUGAGCACACUCUGCAAGCUUUAUGUGAAGCAACUGAUCACAUUGUGGAUCAUUUAGUAGUAGAUGAAACGAGUGUUCCUAAUUCGAACCAGAGAAAUUUUCAAUUAAGAAACAGACAUUCAUCACCACAUAAUAGCCAGAAAAAUGCAUCAAUGAAUGUUGCACACUUACCUAAUAAGAAUGACAAAAAUCUGAAAUUUGUUUCUGAUGAUAAAAAUGAAGCACUCAGCAAUUUAGUCAACAGCAGUUCAUUAAUCUAUCAAAAUUGCCUCACAAAACUUGAUACUUUUAAGAAAAUAUCAGUUAAUGACCUGUUAAUACCUGUUAAAAUUUUAGAAGAAGCAAAAACUCCUACCAACAGUAAUUCUAUAUGUAAUCAGAAUAAUUUGUUAAAUAUUGAUAUUAAAAGUCAGUCACUUUCAUCACAUAAUUUGAUGAAGUCUAGUACAAAAGGAAACGCCAAAGAACUGAACCUAUAUCCUGAUUUUAAAAAGACACCUGAAUCUGUGAUUUCAAACAAUGACCUCAUGAAUGUUGAUGAUUCAUUAAUUAUUACAGAUACUCAGUAUUGUGAACUAGUAGAUGCAGCAGAAAUGGUAUCUGAUUUUGACCAAACGUUUAUUCAAUUUUCUGAGGAGAGACGAAAUGAUCUCAAAAAUAACACAGUGGUCUUAGAACAGUAUAAGUCAGUUCAGGAAGAUGGUUGUGAAGAGUUACCAAAUAGUCUUUCCGAAACUCUUAGUAAAACACAAGAAGUCCUCAUUCCUUCAAGACAAAAAACUAACACAGUAACCAAAGGAACCAAAGAAGCUUUUAUCAAAGAGACCACAAAGCAAUUUCUGUAUAACGAUAUAGAUAAAGAAGAAUUAACCUUAGAGGGGUUUCAAACUGGAGUUAGCAAAUUUGUUAAAAUACCUCAAGACCAAUUAGAGAGCCAGUUAUUAGAUGGAGAUGAAACAAAUGUAACUCCAAAAUGUAGCAUUGCCCAAAAUGGAAGUGACAAUGGAAUCGAAGUAUCUGAAGAUUCAUUAAAACUAAAAAAACAAUAUUUUUGUGAUGAAGAAAUGUGUGAUGCUCCUCAGUUUGAAGGAUUUAAAACUGCAGCUGGUAAAGCUGUAAAAAUAUCAGAAGAAUCAUUAAAGAAAGCAAAACAGCUGUUAGAAUGUGAAGAGCAAAGUAAAGUUACAUUCAUAGGUUUUCAAACUGCGAGUGGCAAAACUGUUACAAUAUCAGAAGAGUCUUUAAAUAAAGCAAAACAGUUAUUUGAUGGAAAUGACAUAGACAUAGCUUCAAAAUCUGUUAGCUUUGAAACUGCAUGUUGCAAUGUUUACACAUCAGAAGAAUCAUUAAAACAAGAAAAACAUAUAGUCAAUAAUAAAGAAUUAUGUCAAGAUAAACUCGAACAGGUUCAAACUGCUAUUGGUGAAACUGUAAUUAUAUCAGAAGAGUCUUUAAAGAGAGCAGAACAGAUAAUUGAUGUGGAAGAUGCACACAUAGGUCCAAAAUUAGGUGGAUUUCAAACUGCAGGUGGCAAAAUUGUGAAAAUAUCUGAAGAAUCUUUAAAGAAAGCAAAAAAGCUAUUUGAUGAGGAAGAAACAUGUGUAACUUCAAAAUGUAGCAGCUUUCAAAAUGAAAGUGAUAGUAAAGUUAAAACAGAAGAUUCAAUCAUUAAAAAAUCAAAGCAAUGGUUUUACGAGAAGGAAGUAUGUGAUGCUCCUCAGUUUGAAGGAUUUAAAGCUGCAUCUGGUAAAACUGUAAAAAUAUCAGAAGAAUCAUUAAAGAAAGCAAAACAGUUAUUUGAUGGAAAUGAUAUAGACAUAGCUUCAAAAUCUGUUAGCUUUGAAAUUGCAUGUUGUAAUGUUUACACAUCAAAAGAAUCAAAACAAGACAAAAAUUUAGUUAAUGAUGAAGAAUUAUGUCAUGGUAAACUAGAACAGUUUCAAACUGCUGUUGGUGAAACUGUAAAAAUAUCAGAAGGGUCUUCAAAGAGAGAAAAACAGAUGAUUGACGUAGACAAUGCACAUAUAAAUCCAAAAUUUUGUGGAUUUCAAACUGCAGGUGGUAAAAUUGUGAACAUAUCAGAAGAAUCUUUAAAAAAAGCAAAAGAGUUAUUUGAUGAAAAAGAAACAUUUGUAACUCCAAAAUGUAGCAGCUUUCAAAAUGAAAGUGACAGUAAAGUUAAAAAAGAAGAUUCAUUAGAAAAAUCAACACAAUGGUUUUACGAGGAAAGACUAUGUGAUGCUCCUCAGUUUGAAGGAUUUCAAACUGCAGCUGGUAAAACUGUAAAAAUAUCAGAAGAAUCAUUAAAGAAAGCAAAACAGUUGUUAAAUUGUGAAGAGCAGUGUAAAUCUACAACUUUCUUAGGUUUUCAAACUGCGGGUGGAAAAACUGUUAAAAUAUCAGAAGAGUCUUUAAAUAAAGCAAAACAGAUAUUUGAUGGAAAAGAUAUAGACAUAGAUUCAAAAUCUGGUAGCUUUCUAACUGGAUGUUCCAAUGUUUUCACGUCUGAAGAAUCAUUAAAAAGAGAAAAAGAUUUAGUUAAUGAUGAAGAAUUGUGUCAAGGUAAACUCAAGCAGUCUAAACCUGCUAUUGGUGAAACUUUAAAAUUAUCAGAAGAGUCCGUCAAGAAAGCAAAAAAGUUGACUAAUUCUGAUCAGCAGUGUAAAUCUAAAAAAAUCAGAGGAUUCCAAACUGCAGGUGGUAAAACUGUAAAAAUAUCUGAAGAUUCUUUAAAGAAAGCAAAACGGUUAUUUGAUGAAAAUGAAGUAGAUGUAGAUCUAACAUUUGGUACCUUUGAAAUUCCAAGUAACAACACUGUUAGAACAUCACAAAAAAAAUGUAAUAAAUUGAACAGUUUAUUUAACUGUCAAGACCAUUGUGAAGUUUCUACAUUCAGAGGUUUUCAAUCUGUGUGUGACAAACCUGUUGAAAUAUCAGAAAAAGCUUCAAAGAAAGUGAAACUGUUACAUGGUGAAGAAGAAAUACAAUUAACUUCAAGUUUUGAUGGAUGUCAAGCUUUUGCUGGAAAAACUGUUGAAAUAUUAGAAGGGUCUUCAAAGAAUGCUAAACAGAUUUUAGAUGUGGAAGAUGUACACUUAGCUACAAACUUUGUUGGGUUUCAAACUGCAGGUGGCAAAUCUGUCGAAAUAUCAGAAAAGUCUUUAAAGAAAGCAAAACAGUUGAUUGAUUUAGAAAAUGCACACAUAGGUCCAAAAUUUGAUGGGUUUCAAACUGCAGCUGGUAAAGCUGUAAAAAUAUCAGAAGAAUCAUUAAAGAAAGCAAAACAGCUUUUAGAUUGUGAAGAGCAGUGUAAAGUUACAUUCAUAGGUUUUCAAACUGCUGGUGGUAAAACUGUUGAAAUAUCAGAAGAGUCUUUAAAGAAAGCAAAAAAAUUAUUUGAUGGUGAUGAAAUAGAUAUAGUUCCACAAUUUCAUGGUUUUCAAAAUGCAUGUGGUAAUACUGUACUAACAGCGAAAGAUUCAUUAAAAGCUAAGCAGAUGCUUAGCAAUGAAGAACUACAUGAUGACCCUGCAUUGAAAAACUAUCAGAAUGGAUUUACCAAAGAGGCUUUAAAUAUUUUGAAUCAAAAUAUGGAGCCCUGUUGUUCAAAAGAAUUUCACUUAAUGGAUAAUUCAUUUAUUGAAAUAGCUGAUAAGUCAGGUAAUAAUUUCAAACACAUUGAUAAUUCUGAAAUUCAUCCUAUUGCAACUACUGAAUUUGGUCCUGAAGUAAAGAAAAAUGAUAUUUUACAGAUGUACAGGAUAUCAGACAGUAAAGUAAUGAAAAAAUUUAGAGAAAAUGAUGAAAGUGUUAUAGAUAUUUUGAAUCCACCAAAAAAACCAAGGAAACUAUUUGAGGGGAUUGAAUUUCAUAAUAGACAUAAUGCACUGAACAAUCAUUCUCCAGUUACCAUAAGUUUCAAUUCUUCAAAUGAAUACUCAUCUGUUAUAUCUGAAGAAGAUUUAAACUUGCUCAACCAGUCUGUAAUAAGAACAAGCAAUCAUAAUUCAUCUUUAAGAAAAAUUGGAAAUAACAGUCAAAAUAUUGAUAUUCCAGAAAAGAAUUUUGUCUUGUCCCCUAAUGUUGCUCGCGAAGUGUCUGAGAGUAUGGCAGCAUUGAUGGCUGAUGAAGAAUCUUCUUCACCAUUUUCAAAAUCAUUGUUAAAACCCUGUCUGUCAUCACCAAGUAUGGUUUAUGACAGACAAAUCAAAUUACCUCCUAUUGAUUGUUUUGAGAAUGAUGUUUAUAUAAAUGAUAAACAAUUAAGCCCUGUGCUAGCAGUUUCAGUAAUUUUAAAAAAUGUUAAAUGUGGCAAGAAAGUUUUGCAGUCGCCUGAUCCAAAGUCAACUCCAUUGAUAAAAAAUGAUUCUUUAAAACUUCCUUAUGUUACUUCAACACCUAAUGAAACAACAAUAAGAGUUAAGAACAUUCAAUCAAACCAGAAAUGUUUGGAAACUGUAUUUGAAGAGAAUGAAAAUGAAUGGAAGUUUUGCAAUGAAGCAUUUGUUUUAGAAUUAGAAAUAGCAAGAAAACAAGCAGGUGAUAAUCAAGAAAACUUAAUCAAAGAAAAACUUAAAUUGUUCAAAUCAAUACGACCUUGUAAAGGUUCAUAUUUAUUGAGAAAACAAGUACAAAGAGGGAGAUCUCUAAGGAGCUUAGCAGAACUUAAGCACUUACAGUAUAAAGAGCUAAACCAGCUUAUACUACUUGGCAUCAAAAGAGCUGUAAUCGAUGUUUCAGCUAGCAAUGCUGUUGGCUUCAGAUUUUUUGCAAGAGAUUAUUACAGUGAGGACAUUUGCUCCUCCAAUGUAAAAGGAAUACCAGUGGGAGAUGGUGCUCUACUGAUUCUCGCUGCAGACGGUACAGCUGGUGUGAUGGAGGUCACCAGAGCCUUCCUAGCAAGUCCAAAUGUGGAUCCUUCACUCAUAUCCCAGGAAUGGGUGAGGAACCACUAUCGCUGGAUUGUGCUCAAGAUGGCCGCAACAGAGCGGAUGUUUCCUGAGAACCUCGCCAAUAAGUACUUGACUCCUGACAACUUGAUGUUCCAACUAAAGUAUCGGUACGACCGAGAAAUUGAUAUGUGUCAAAGAUCAGCCUUGAGGAAAAUACUUGAGAAAGAUGAGUCUUCUUCUAAACCAAUGGUCCUUUUUGUAGCAGAUAUUUUAAAUGUGUUAGAUAUAGAGGGAAGUGGAGAGAAGGAGGGAAGAGAGCUGGUGCUUAGUGAUGGUUGGUACAGUGUGACAGCCUCGAUUGAUCGAGAGAUGUCUCUGAUGGUGCGGAGGUCUGUGGUGAGAGUUGGAACCAAGCUCCUGGUGGUUGGAGCUGAUUUAAUCAACAAUGAAGAUGGUUGUCAUCCUCUUGAGACACCCGCCAAUGUCAGAUUGCGAAUAUCAACCAACAGUACACGGAGGGCAAGAUGGUAUACCCGCCUAGGAUUCUGCCAACAUGUACCUCCACCAGCUCGACUGGAGGAAGUGCUAGGACGUGGAGGCACAGUCCCUGCCCUCUCAUCCACUGUCUUCCGCACCUACCCCUUGCUGUUCUUGGAGAAGCUGCCAGAUGGCAAGACUGUGAUAAGAGGAGAGCGAGCAGAACAGACGGCAGCUGAUGCGUACCAGCUCAGACGACAGCAGUGUGCGGAGACUAUCCUCAGUCAGUUGCAGACUGAAACAGACACUGGAGUCUCCAGGAGUCGUAGGAAGCAGCAAUCGGUCACUAGGGCAUCUCUAAAACAGGUCACAAACACCAAAGAGCUGUUGUCGCUUUUAGAGGGUGUAGAGGACAUCAGUGUAUUCCAGGAGGUACUGACCAAGGAUCAGUUGAGUGUGAUACAAGAGCAUAGGCAAGAGGAGGCGAGCCGGCUGCAGCUACAAUUACAGGAUAAACUGAUCAAGAGACUAGACGAGAAGAUAGCUCCCAGAGUAGUCACACGGAUGCUGAAGGUUCGUUUGGCAGAUGAAGAGAAACAGUUGAAUCGUUCAGCAAUUUUGACUGUAUGGAACCCUUCUGAUGAUGUUUUGAGCCUCCUGACCGAGGGCAACAUACUGACUUUCCAUAGUCUGACAGCAUCCGGAUACUCAAGAUAUGGAGAUCUCCAGCUCACCAGUAGCCGGCAGACCAGGUACUCACUGCAUCGACACUCAGUGCUCCCACGUCAGGUAACACCCUUGUCAGCUCUUAAUGAUGCAGGAUACAUGCCCCAGUUCUCUGAGGUGGAUGUGGUAGGGUUGGUACUCCCGAGGAGUGAUGUUGCUGAAGACUCAAGGCUUAUAUACAUUUCUGAUGCCAAUUAUAACUUUCUGGGCAUCUCGUUCUGCAUGGACAUUAAAGACACAGGGUUUGCCAAUACACUGACUCCAGGAUCAGUAAUCUGCGCAAGUAACCUCCAUUGGAGUUGUAACCUGGUGUCCUGGAGCUUGCCAACAGUGUUUGCCACAGAGAUGUCCUCAUUCAGCCAAAAUCCCCGGCAAAAACACCUACAUGAGGCUCUUCAACAACUCAAAGAAAGACUGAGCUCUCUGGAUUCAGACACAUACAGAAAUGAAUGUGUGAAAAGGUUAAAGUCUCUUAUUGCACGACGAAACUCUGGAGGAUCUGCACAGACUUCAGCCACUACACCCACUGUAUCAUCAGUUCCAAUCACCUCCUGUAGCAGCAACGAGAAAUCAACAACAGUUGUAGCUAACUCCAAGUUGCAUUCAGCCAGUGUAGUAGAGAGCUGUGACACUCCAACCGGCAGAAAACUUGCCUGGCUGGAGCAGUUUGGUGAGCCCCCGCCCCUCUCACCCCUUGCCUUGUCAACUCCCACUCGGCUAAAACGAAGUUUCCGUCCUCCAAAAAAGAAUGUUAAUGAGAGCAGCUGAAAUGAUAGUUUUGGUCAUCUUCAGAUUCUAUAGUAAUUAGCACACUAUAUUCGUCAAGUCAGUGGGCAAUUAUUGUCACAUGUUUAGCAUUCCGACUGUUGUAAGUUGUUAGUAGCAUUUUUGUCGUUACAAUAUAUAUGUAAUUGCUUUCAACUAGAAAAUUUAUAAUAUCUUUCACUGUAGGGUGUGGUCGUAAUGGUACAACAUUAUUUUAAACACAAGAAGUUGUAGUUGCCAUUAUAUGUUCUUGUAUUUUUGUAAUAAGUUAGAGAUUUUUAGAUUGCAUUAUUAAAUGGUAAAACAAAAAUCAGUUUUAUAUUAAAUAUGUAGGAAUAUAAAUUAUGUAAUUGUUAUUUAGUUUCUGACAAUCUUCCAUUGUAAUUAAGUAGUUUGUUUACCAUGCAUAGUUUAUUGUGACAUGUAAAUAGUGUAGAAAUGCAUUGACUGUAAUGUAUAUUGUAUGCCAUAUUGGCAAAAUGAAAUAGCAUAGUUUCUGUUAUCUCUCUUUGGAUGAAUAUUAAAUUACAAAGCUUUUAAAGGCGGUAGUUUCCUCAAUAUAGUGUAUAAUCAUUGGUGAGACUAAGAAUAUAAUUACCUGUAAGAAAAUAAGUAAUAAAAUAUUAUUCAGUGAA
Homalodisca vitripennis (glassy-winged sharpshooter) is the source of this 8571-nucleotide messenger RNA. RefSeq names its product breast cancer type 2 susceptibility protein homolog. Lineage: Eukaryota; Metazoa; Arthropoda; Insecta; Hemiptera; Cicadellidae. The record is from RefSeq and is a predicted model, not a curated record. Gene Ontology annotation, biological process: double-strand break repair via homologous recombination; regulation of DNA-templated transcription.